This is a messenger RNA of Castor canadensis (American beaver), 2449 nucleotides long. Lineage: Eukaryota; Metazoa; Chordata; Mammalia; Rodentia; Castoridae. The record is from RefSeq and is a predicted model, not a curated record.
CCUAUCUACCCAUUCUACCCAUGGAGGCAGCAGCUCCCUGAGAGGGGACCUGAGAAGGCCCAAGUGGGCUCCAGGCAUUGUUGGGGCUAUGGCCGGCUGUUUGACCCGUGAAAGGAGGGAGAGUGGUGCAGUGGUUCAUGCCCGUGCUGAAGGCCCGCAUUGUGUAUGUUGGGGCUGUCAGGUCUCCCUUACACAGAAGGAUCCAGUGCCUUCCCUGGGCAGACGACCAUGGCUAGUGUGGGAGGACUAUGAGCUGCCUCCAAGGGUGAGCUCUGUGGCCUGCAGAUCUCUGGGCCUCAGCCUACUGGCUCUCUGCCCCUUGGCCACAGAGACCAUAGUACAGCUCUGACAGGUCAUCUUUGCUCCAGAGAACUGGUGCUGCAGAUGAGAAAGCCCUGGGUUUGGUCAGUAAGUUGAAAGUGCUUCUCUUUCUCAAUAAGAUCUAGUGUACAGAGGUUCCAGCCUCUCCCACAAACAGCCAUAUGGCCUUGCAUUCACCACCCUUGCCACUUACCCUGAAUCUCCUACCUGCAGGGGGUGAAAACAUCAAAAGCAUCAACCAGCAGUCGGGAGCACAUGUGGAGCUUCAGCGGAAUCCCCCUCCUAACACCGACCCCAGCCUGCGGAUAUUCACCAUCAGGGGCAGUCCUCAGCAGAUCGAGGUGGCCAGACAUCUCGUAGAUGAGAAAGUUGGCGGUGCCAGCCUUGGAGCCCCCACAGCCUUCGGACAGAGCCCCUUCAGCCAGCCGCCUGCUGCGCCUCAUCAAAACGCCUUUCCUCCAAGGGGCUCAGGGUGCUUCACCAACAUUGCUGCUAAGGUGAAUGGAAACCCCCACAGCACACCUGUAAGUGGUCCUCCAGCCUUUUUGACCCAAGGCUGGGGCAGCACCUACCAAGCAUGGCAGCAGCCCACACAGCAGGUCCCAAGCCAGCAGAGCCAACCGCAGAGCAGCCAGCCUGACUACAGCAAGGCCUGGGAAGACUAUUACAAAAAGCAGAGUCAUGCUGCCAGUGCUGCUCCUCAGGCCAGCUCCCCGCCAGACUACACAAUGGCCUGGGCAGAAUAUUACAGACAGCAAGUCGCUUUCUACGGGCAGACAUUAGGGCAGGCUCAGGCCCACAGCCAGGAGCAGUAGAUGGGCGUCUGCAGCUGGCUCUUCCCCCGAAUCAGUGUGAGAGAAAACCUGUUUGUAACAGAGGUUUCUAGAUUUGCAAACCUUUUGAUGAAGAACCUUUGUUCUGUGAAACACUAUAUUUAGAUUAACAAAAUUUUUCUAAAAAUCGGAAAAGGUAGAUACUAAAAAUUGCUGAUAAUUUUUAUUUCAUUAUUUGUGUUUGUUAUUUCAAAGUGUAGGCUCUGGGAUUCUUUUUGGAACAAUACCUGCAAAUUCAGGUGCCAGAAAAUGCCUCAGAGCAGUGACAUUUCAACAUGGUGUGUUUUGUUUUGUUUUGUUUUGUUGUUUUUGUGUCUUUUUAUUUACAGUUUUUUUCUGUUGCAACAGAAAGUGGCUUGGAAGUCUUAGGUGGUAUGUAACAAAUUCUUUUUAAAAAUUUUAAACAGUAUUUAAAUAUUCUUAAAUGUAAAUUCAGUAGUGUUUUACUUCUAAUUUCUUGUAUCUUGGCUGUCUGGUUUUAUUGCAUUUUUUUAAAAAACAACUAUUAUGUAUUGUAAUUAAUUAUGUGAAUUCUGAAUUGAGACAGAUAAUUGUAUUGCUGUCCAACAGGGAUUGGGAGGGGCAUUUUUUAGGGUUUGUAUAAUUUCUAGAGUUCUAAAGGGUAAUAUAAAACGCGUCCGUGUGUUUAGCAGACAUUUUCUCAUGUCUCUAUUACCAGGUGCAAUUGUGUAUCUAAGACCUCCAAGCUGGUUUUAAAAACAAAACAAAAAGCCUUUCUCUAUUCUCAGAAAUAUAAAUACUGUUAUUUUUAAUAUUAAAAAGAAAUUCAAUAUAACUUUUAACAAACACUGUGGAACAUUAAACCAUAUAAAAUGUAGUAACUAUUUUUUAAUUCCAAGAUGUGUUUUGCUUUUUUCUUUUGAAUAUUUUCUUAAUAUUUGUCAAAUUAACUAGAUGAAUAAGUAAAUCUAGUAUUAACCACAGUAUGAAUUAAAUAAUUUUGAUUUAUUAAAAGGGAUAAUAUGAUUUUCAAUGUUUACUGUAGUGUAUCUUGUACAGAUAACAUGUAUUUUUAAAGGAAAAAAAAAAAAAACGGAAUUGAAGCUAUUUUUUCUUGCAUUUUUAAUUGACCUGAGGACAUUCCGUUUGAAAUGUACUGAAGUUACACCUUCUGGUUUUUCUCUUUAUUUUUCUUGCAAUGCUUGAAAUGUCUAACUAUUAAAGAAGGCAGUUGGGAAGUGUUAUGCAUGUCGUUUUAAAAAGGUGUUCUUUUUAUUUGACUGACAUUUUACACUAUGUAAUAAAAUUUCCACAAGGCAUCUUGUGGGCCAAGU